UUUGAAAAUUCAUUUUUGAAUUUGAUAGUAAAUAAUGGGCUUUUGUUUUUUGGCCAUCCCUACCCGUUCAUUUACGCCUCCUUCUACAUGUUUCCAAAACUCAUUCCCUUUUAUGAAUGCUGGCGUCCCAAAGGAUCAUCAUCGGUCUCGCCGGAUCACUCUGCUCUCGCUGUUCUCCUCCGCCGUCUGCUCAAUCUAGAACCUCCAUCUUCGUCCACUCUCGCUUUCUCACUUUCUCCGGCUCACUAUUGUGUCCAUCGAUGUCGCACAAGCAGAGAAAGGGUGGCUCUAGGGAACAAAGGUGGCAACACAAGCCAAGUUCUAGUGUUGGAUUGACGAAUAAGAUACCAGCUCAAAACCAAAAGGCUGUGUGGAAGCCAAAAUCCUAUGGGACUGUAAGUGGAUCAGAAACGUUUGAAGUUGGAAAUGCUCCAGCCACUCAAUCCCCAGCGGAAGUCCAUGUUCCUGGGGCUAACGAGCCAUCAAAUGAGAAAAAGAGUGCUUCUUCUAGAGGCAAUAUGCUGGAAAAUUUUACGGUAGACAAGUCCACAUUUGCACAAGCUCACAUACGAGCUACAUUCUACCCUAAAUUUGAAAAUGAGAAGUCUGAUCAAGAGAUUAGAGCGCGGAUGAUUGAGAUGGUAACCAAAGGCUUGGCCACAAUGGAGGUAUCUCUUAAACAUUCUGGAUCACUCUUUAUGUAUGCUGGGAACGAGGGUGGAGCAUAUGCAAAAAAUAGCUUCGGUAACAUCUAUACUGCUGUCGGUGUCUUUGUUCUAGGGAGGAUGUUUAAAGAAGCUUGGGGUCCUUUUGCAAGUAGCAAGCAAGAAAAAUUCAAUAAAUAUCUUGAGGAUAACCACAUGUGUGUAUCCAUGGAGCUAGUCACUGCUGUAUUGGGCGAUCAUGGGCAACGCCCACGAGAAGAUUAUGUGGUUGUUACAGCAGUAACAGAAUUGGGGAGUGGAAAACCAAAGUUUUAUUCAACUCCAGAUGUAAUUGCUUUUUGCAGAAAGUGGCGUCUACCAACAAAUCAUGUGUGGUUAUUCUCAACAAGGAAGUCAGUGACAUCAUUUUUUGCUGCAUACGAUGCCCUCUGUGAAGAGGGAACAGCCACCUCUGUCUGCAAGGUCUUGGACGAAGUUGCUGAUAUAUCUAUUCCUGGAUCUAAAGAUCAUAUAAAGGUUCAAGGAGAAAUCUUGGAGGGUCUUGUGGCUCGUGUUGUGAGUCGUAAGAGCUCAGAACACUUGGAGCAGGUGCUUAGAGACUUUCCUUUGCCACCAGUAGACGGUGUAGGUGUGCCGGUCUGGAGAAGGACUUGCGAGACUGGGGAGGAAGAGUCGUACUUGAAUCGAAGAAAUAAAAGAAAGAGAAAACGAUCGUUUAAUUUGCCAGCUGGUCAGGACUUAGGACCAACUCUUCGUGAGAUUUGUGCUGAAAAUAGGUCGGAUGAGAAGCAGCAAAUAAAAGCACUUCUUGAUGGUGUUGGUGCCGCUUUUUGUCCAGAUCAUCUAGAUUGGUUCCCUAAUGAAGCAUCUGAUUCACAUUCAAGAACUGCUGACCGAUCUGUAGUUUCAAAGUUCUUAAAAGCACAUCCUGCUGAUUAUUCAACUGCAAAAUUACAGGAAGUUGUUCGUUUGAUGAGGGAAAAACACCAGCGUGUUUCCUUUAAAUGCUUCUAUAACUUUCACAAAAUUAAUGAUGUAUCAAGUGACAAUCUGCACUUCAAAAUGGUGAUCCACGUGUUCAAUGAUUUUGUCUUCAGGCAGUAUCAGAAAGAGAUGAGGAGAAAUCCGGGUUUGUGGCCACUGUAUCGAGGCUUUUUUGUGGAUCUAAACUUAUUCAAAGUUGAUGGAGAAAUAGCUGCUGGCAUUUUAAAAGGAAGUAGUCAUAUGGUAAAGGGCGAUGAUGAAAAUAAUAGCUUAGCUGAUGAGGAUGCCAAUCUGAUGGUCAAGUUGAAAUUUCUUACAUACAAGCUGAGAACUUUUCUGAUCCGUAAUGGCUUGCAAACUCUCUUUAAGAAGGGUCCAGUGGCGUACAAGACCUAUUAUCUCAGGCAAAUGCAGAUAUGGAAUACAUCAGCAGCAAAGCAAAAAGCACUCAGCAAGAUGCUUGAUGAAUGGGCUGUCUACAUACUCAGGAAGUAUGGGAAUAAGCAACUAUCCACAUCCAUAUACCUCAGUGAAGCUGAGCCUUUCCUAGAACAGUAUGCAAAGCGUAGCCCACAAAACCAGGUGUUGAUUGGAUCUGCUGGAAGCUUGGUGAAAUCUGAUGAUUUCUUGGCCAUUGUCGAUGGAGGAGAUGAAGAAGGUGAUCUUGAGCAGGAGAAGAGUUUUCCGUCACAUGGACAUAGUAUUUCUGAGGAUACUGUUAUGAAGGAUGAAGGUCUUAUAGUUUUUUUUCCAGGAAUACCUGGGUGUGCUAAAUCUGCACUUUGUAAAGAAAUUUUGAGUGCCCCUGGAGGUCUUGGGGAUGAUCGACCAAUUCGAAGUUUAAUGGGUGAUCUUGUUAAAGGUAAAUACUGGCAGAAGGUUGCAGAUUCACGGAAGGCAAAACCUUAUUCAAUAAUACUUGCUGACAAGAAUGCACCAAACGAGGAAGUCUGGAAACAGAUUGAGGACAUGUGUCAAAGCACCAAAGCAUCUGCAGUUCCAGUUGUGCCCGAGUCCGAAGGAACUGAAAGAAAUCCAUUUUCGCUUGAUGCUCUAGCUGUUUUCAUAUUUCGAGUACUACAUCGUGUUAAUCAUCCAGGAAAUCUUGACAAGUCGUCUCCAAAUGCCGGCUAUGUAUUAUUAAUGUUUUAUGAUCUUUAUGAUGGCAAGAGUCGCGAAGAGUUUGAGACUGAUCUUAUUGGACGUUUUGGCUCCCUUGUCAAAAUACCUUUACUAAAACCCGAAAGGCCACCUUUACCGCAAUCAGUGAAGUCUAUUCUGGAGGAGGGAAUGAAGUUAUACAAUCUUCAUUCUAGCAGGCAUCGGAGAUUGGAGCCAACAAAAGGGACAUAUGCAAAAGAGUGGGCUAAAUGGGAGAAACAGCUACGAGAUGUGUUAUUUGCAAAUGCUGAUUAUCUUAAUUCAAUACAGGUGCCUUUUGAAGAAGUUGUGAAACAGGUAUUGGAUCAACUGAGGUCUAUUGCUAAGGGUGGGGCACCACUAAUUCAAAAACGGAAGCUUGGAACAAUAGUGUUUGCUGCCAUCAGGUUGCCUGUUACGGAUAUUAAAAGGCUUCUAGAUAAUGUGAGUAAGAAGGAUUCAAAAGCUCAAGCAUUUCUGAAAGACAAAAAGUUGGAAAGCCGGCUUCAAAGGGCCCACGUGACCCUUGCUCACAAGGGAAGCCACAGUGUUUCGGCUCUUGCAAGCUACGCUCCCUUUGUGGACCAACAAGUGCCCGUGGAAAUGACUGCACUGUUAUUCUCAGAAAGGGUGGCUGCACUUGAAGCCUCCAUCGGUUCCAUUGAUGGUGAAAAGAUUUGCUCGAAGAACGAAUGGGCCCACGUCACGUUGUGGACCCUCAAUGGGGUGGCACCCGUGGAGGCCAAGUCACUACCUCUUUUGCUUGAGGCGGGAGAGGCCAAGCGUGUUGAAAUUAACCCACCCGUCACCGUCUAUGGGGUCGUGCAGUUCUUCACUUGAGGGGGUAAACUUUUGUAUGUUUUGUCAUGAACCGAAAAUAAUUCUUCUGACGUGAGUAGUAGUAAUAAAGGAUGCAUGCUGGGUUAAGUUUUGGGUCUUUGGUGGAGGGAUUUAAUGAGAGUUAGUGUAGGGUAGGCAAUGAAUGAGUGAAUAUAUCAGUCUUGUAAAAAAGCCCUUUCUACCGAACACAUUCUUGACUUCAUAGAGGUAGUAUCUUUGUCCUUCCAUAUUUCAUUGGCAUCCUUUUUUACGUUUUU
Molecule: messenger RNA, 3886 nt
Organism: Cuscuta campestris
Lineage: Eukaryota; Viridiplantae; Streptophyta; Magnoliopsida; Solanales; Convolvulaceae
Source: the annotation of a GenBank genome assembly